This is a messenger RNA of Rana temporaria (common frog), 5430 nucleotides long. It is a transcript of the gene NRP1, whose product is annotated as neuropilin 1. Gene Ontology annotation, biological process: angiogenesis; vascular endothelial growth factor signaling pathway; axon guidance. Gene Ontology annotation, cellular component: membrane. The coding region runs from base 763 to 3549 and encodes 928 amino acids. Lineage: Eukaryota; Metazoa; Chordata; Amphibia; Anura; Ranidae. Gene Ontology annotation, molecular function: semaphorin receptor activity; vascular endothelial growth factor receptor activity. The record is from RefSeq and is a predicted model, not a curated record. The transcript is spliced from 17 exons.
UUAAAAAACAAAAAUCUAAGCUGCUGUUUUUUUAAUUGGCAUCACACAGUUUGGGUUGCGAGGCUGGGCACUACCUGUUCCACUGGUAAAGGUAUAGGGGCUGGGCGUAUUGAGGGAGGCAGGCAUGUAAUGUGAUGGAUCGCAGAUCCUGAAUGCAGUCUGCUAGGGAUUGUGUAGGGAGCACUUGCUGAGCUGUAGAGUAGAAGGCGUGCUCCUUGGCACACAGCUAAUGCCCCUGAUGCUGGCACAGCUGCCAGUACAGCCCAGUAAGAGCCUCUAUAUAACAAAGAGGAGCCCAGGAUGGAAUGUGCCCAGAUGGCUGAAUGAACUCCCAGGGACACCCAUGUGAUGGAGACAAGUCAUUAGUCUAUUGAGCUGCAUUGCUGGUGACUGUGCUGUGCUGGGCAAGCUCCUCAUUAAUCAGAUAUCUUCUCAUUUCUGUGUCCUUCCUUAUUUCUCCAGGAAAAGCCAGGAGUCGCUGAGUUUCCUUAUCAGUUCCCAAAGUGGCUCUAGGAGGAGCCUGUCUGUCGUCUCCUUCUUCCCCCUUGCUGUUUGGGGAGAUGGUCAGACAAGUCAGCAGCACCAAGUGUGGGAAGUGCUGGAGGAAAGGCUGAAGUCAAUGACAGGAUACCGUACACCAAGGAGCAGUGCUUUUCUAUCGGGACCUGUGUGUGUGUUUUCCUGGAGCCCAGCCGGGGGAUCAUAGAGGAUUGUACGGAGAUUAUUGCUCGUUAUUUGUCUUUUUACUCAUCCAGCCGGAGGAUGCAUCGCACGCCGCUCCGCUUCUGCUGCUACUACUACAGCUUGCUUCUUCUACUACUCAUCAGUGUGGGCGCUGCUACUAAGAACGAUAAAUGUGGUGAUACUAUAAAAGUAAAGGAAGCCCACUACCUAACCUCCCCUGGAUAUCCUACAACCUACUACCCAUCCCAGAGAUGCGAGUGGAUUAUACAAGCCCCUGAAAAGUACCAGAGGAUCGCCAUUAACUUCAACCCUCACUUCGACUUAGAAGACAGGGAGUGCAAAUAUGACUUUGUGGAAGUGUAUGAUGGAGUGAAUUCUACUGGCCGCCUCUUGGGGAAAUUCUGCGGAAAGAUUGCACCACCAUCGCUGAUCUCCAAUGGACCUUCCUUGUUUAUUCGAUUCGUAUCAGACUACGAAACACACGGGGCUGGAUUUUCAAUUCGCUAUGAGAUUUUGAAAGCAGGUCCGGAAUGCUCCCGCAAUUUUACAGCACCCUUCGGAGUAAUAAAAUCUCCUGGCUAUCCAGAAAAGUACCCCAAUGCUAUCGAAUGUACGUACACUAUCUUUGCGCAAAAGAUGUCAGAGAUUAUCGUGGAGUUUGAAGGAUUUGAACUUGAACCGGACUCUAAUAGCCCAGGCCGGGCAUGCCGAUAUGAUUACUUGGAAAUAUGGGAUGGAUUUCCUGGAGUGGGGCCUUACAUUGGACGUUACUGUGGACAGAACACGCCAGGACGUAUUCGUUCCUCAACUGGAAUCCUAACGAUGAUUUUUCACACGGACAAUGCUAUAGCCAAAGAAGGAUUUUCUGCAAACUACACCGUGUUACAGAGCAAUGCCGAGGAAGAUUUUGAGUGUAGAGAACCUCUUGGAAUGGAAUCUGGGGAGAUCACAUCAGAUCAAAUCACUGUAUCCUCACAGUACAGCACCAACUGGUCUGCAGAAAGAUCUCGAUUGAACUAUGUUGAGAAUGGCUGGACACCUGGUGAAGACACUGUUAAAGAGUGGGUACAGGUAGACCUCGGACUUCUGCGUUUUGUUUCUGGCAUUGGAACCCAGGGAGCCGUAUCAAAGGAAACCAAGAAGAAGUAUUUUGUGAAAUCCUAUAAAAUUGAUAUUAGCUCUAAUGGAGAAGACUGGAUUACAUUAAAAGAUGGAAAUAAACCUCUAAUUGUUCAAGGAAACACAAAUCCAAUUGAUGUUGUAUACCGACCAUUUCCUAAGCCUGUGCUAACAAGGUAUAUUAAACUCCGUCCCGUGACUUGGGAGACUGGAAUCUCUUUAAGAUUUGAAGUCUAUGGCUGUAAAAUAACAGAUUACCCCUGCUCGGGAAUGCUUGGGAUGGUUUCAGGACUCAUAACCGAUGCUCAGAUUUCGGCCUCUAGCCAAUUUGAUCGGAACUGGAUCCCUGAGUUUGCUCGCUUGGUAACCAGUCGAUCUGGCUGGGCUCUGCCACCUUCUAACAAUCACCCCUACACAAAGGAAUGGUUGCAGAUUGACCUUGGAGAAGAAAAGAUUAUUCGGGGCAUUAUCAUUCAGGGAGGGAAACAUCGGGAGAACAAAGUUUUCAUGAGAAAGUUCAAGAUCGCCUACAGUAAUAAUGGGACUGAAUGGGAGAUGAUUAUGGAUUCCAGCAGAAACAAACCAAAGACAUUUGAAGGCAAUACAAAUUAUGACACCCCAGAGUUACGGACCUUUGCCCCUAUCACUACCCGCUACAUCCGCAUAAUCCCUGAAAGAGCUUCACUGUCGGGUCUUGGUUUACGACUGGAACUACUGGGCUGCGAAAUUGAAGCGCCAACCUCCACUCCCACCACCCCAAAGAUGGGAGCUGAAGAUGAAUGUGACGAUGAGCUGAUUCCCUGCCACAGCGGGACAAGCGAAGACUACAAACAAGCAGGUGGAACCACAAUUCAGAGCACAGAGGCACCAACCACUGAAGACAUCACAGAAACAGAUUCGUUGCAAACCAACCUGGACUGUACAUUUGGCUGGGGAUUACGGAAAACAUUUUGCCAAUGGGAACAUGAUCACACCUUGAGCUUCAAGUGGACUUUGGUGAACAGCAAAACAGGCCCAGUGCAGGAUCACACAGGAGAUGGGAAUUUUAUUUACUCUGAAGCUGAUGAAAGACACAGAGGUAAAGUGGCCCGACUAUUGAGUCCUGUGGUGGACUCCAAAUCCUCCCACUGCAUGACGUUUUGGUACCACAUGUCUGGCGCCCACUUUGGUUCUUUGAGCAUCAAACUAGAGUACCUAAAGGAAAGCUUCGGUCAGAUGUUGUGGUCAGUAGGUGACCACGAGCGCCCGGAUGACAACUGGAGGGAAGCUCGGGUGUUACUACACAAGUCACCGAAGCCGUAUCGGGUGGUGAUUGAGGGCAUGAUUGGCAAAGGAAGCAGUGGAGGGAUUGCUGUGGAUGAUAUCAUUAUUGCUAAUCACAUACUUCCUGAACAAUGCAAAGGUCCUGACUCACCUGAACAUGGAACAGGAACCGAGGGCAAUGAAAACGAUAAGCCAGGGAUUACUCCUAAUUACCCUGGUGAAGGCCCUAAUGAAGGCAUCUCCAAGACGCCAGGCGGUGUACUAAAGACCCUGGACCCCAUCCUCAUUACCAUCAUUGCUAUGAGCGCUUUGGGAGUCCUACUUGGUGCCAUUUGUGGCGUGGUUCUAUACUGUGCCUGUUGGCACAAUGGCAUGUCAGAGAGGAACUUAUCUGCCCUGGAAAAUUAUAAUUUCGAACUUGUGGACGGUGUCAAGUUAAAAAAAGACAAACUAAACACACAGAAUACAUAUUCAGAGGCAUGAAGCAGCAAAAAGAAUAUAAAGAUAAUUGUUGCAGAUAAAUUCAGCGGAAAGACUAAAGUCAGUUUUGGUGGAGGCGAACCAAUGAACUUUUACUGCUAGGCUAUAAAAUGCAUUGGUUGACGUGAAGCCAAACUUCUCUCAGGAGCUUCGGUGAAAAUACCUGAAAACUAUGGACGCAUAUACAAUCUGAAUCAUGUACAGCUGGCUUUUCUGUUUUUGUUUUGUUUUUUUGGAUAAUCAGAUGCUGGUUUUGAGACCAAUUAUGAUUGACUUUAUGGUUUUGUAAACUCCGUUCCAUUUUGCUUUGUUUUUCUGCUGCGGAUAUCUUUGUUGUGAGCAGAAUCCAGAAUACUGUCACAGAAAUACACAGAGUGGGGUUCUGUGGAUGGUCACAUGGUAUGCCACGUCCACCAAGUCCCCCACCACACGCAUCAUAGGACUUGCAGCACAAAUUUCUCCUCCUGUUUGUGCAUAUCUGUUUGUGCUGUGUAUAAAGCAACAAAUGCUUAGGAAGUCCUAAACAAAAUGUGCCACUAUGAUGUUUUCUGGCAAUUUUUAAAGCAACGCUACCCAUUAAUGUUGUGUUUCAGUGUUGUUCUGGAGCAUAGUGCUUUAAAACGUCUAUAGGGUUCAUGCACUAUCAUCAAAUGCAAUGGGCAAUAGAGGGUAUGGCCUACCCUUAAGACAAUGUUGUUGGCACUGGCUAGUGGAUGUCCUCUCAAGUGCCUUUUUGUGUUUGUGUUAGUUUUGACUGUGUUCUCACUGAUUGCAACAAUGCUUUUUGUUUCAGUCGUUUAUCAUUACACGCCCUUGUCUAGAACUAUGUACCAUGAUGGCCAAAAACAAAAUGUGAUGAUGGCCUCUCAAAGGCAAGGGCUACCACUGAAUCAUCAACUCAACCGAAAGUUUUUAUUUUGAAACAGAACGAUUUUUUUCAUUUUCUUUUAAUGUUAAAUCCAUUACUUUUUUAUUUAAUUUUUUAUUUUUUUUGUAAAAGGCUGCAAUAUCCCAUUUUUUUCUCUGUAGAAUGUAUUUAACAGUCUAUACUCAACUCUGAGUAAACAAUGUAAAAGUUUUUGCCAUAGAUUAACAGGCAAAACACAGCUCUGUUUCCGAUACUGAAAUGAUCCUCUGGUGUAAAUCCAAUAAGGGAAACUUCUUACAUUAACCCUACAAAGUCUAACUUUGGCUUUCUGUCUGGAUGUUAGAAGAUGCAGUAUCAUUUUUCACCGUAGGGCAAAGUAUAUGAAGUUUAUUUAAUAACAAUGGUAGAAGUCAGGGCUUGACGAAACACAGAACAGCCAAUAGGAUAAUGGUCCUGAGCAGAAGGGGUGUUUGUCUGAUUGGCUGUUUUGAGUUAUACCACAGCACUUUUGUUAUUUAAAAUGUCAUGUGUUACAAAAUGAGCAAUGGAAUGCAGGAGGUUUUCGGUGUUGGGUAAAAUGUUUUGAAACCUAUUGUGUGUUAUUUAUUAUAUCUAAAAAAUUCCUAAGAUAUAUCACCCCUUAGCAGGUGUACAGGAGCAAUGUAGGGCGGGCAAUCACUCUACAAAACAUUCAAAGAACGAGACAGUAAGCCAGUUUUAUGGCCAGGACUUUCAGGUCAUUUCGUUCUUCUACUCAUAGAGACCAGUGUAACCCAAUGACAUCUGUAAGGCUGGAGGUGCACUACUCCAUCCUCUAUCAUUCAUCUUAUUGUACAGCACACCAUUCUACCAGCCCACAUAAAAAAACAGGCCAUUAGUCCAGCCAAGCAUUCAUGUUUAUGACAAUUGAGGGGAGAGAAGACAAAGGGAGAGUGGCAGUUUUUAUCUCAGUGGGGAACAGUAGAGGAAAGACUUCUUGGCCAGUUCAGAAGAAACAAAAAACAGUAGGGAAAAAA